Solenopsis invicta (red fire ant) is the source of this 2937-nucleotide messenger RNA. RefSeq names its product H/ACA ribonucleoprotein complex subunit 4 (gene Nop60B). NCBI's taxonomy places the organism in Eukaryota, Metazoa, Arthropoda, Insecta, Hymenoptera, Formicidae. The coding region runs from base 1 to 1590 and encodes 529 amino acids. Gene Ontology annotation, cellular component: box H/ACA snoRNP complex. The transcript has 8 exons. Gene Ontology annotation, biological process: rRNA pseudouridine synthesis; box H/ACA sno(s)RNA 3'-end processing; snRNA pseudouridine synthesis. Gene Ontology annotation, molecular function: pseudouridine synthase activity; RNA binding. The record is from RefSeq and is a predicted model, not a curated record.
AUGGAGCAAGAGAAGAGUAAGAAGAAAGAUAAGAAGAAAUCGAUCGGCGAAAUGCAGUUGUCGACGAAGUGCCAGAUUGAGCCCUCCAACGUCGAGGUGAAGCUCGAGUGUAAGGACUGGCCUCUGCUGUUUAAGAAUUUCGACAAGAUGUUGACGCGCACGAAGCAUUUCACUCCGUUGACAAGUGGCUCUACUCCACUAAAUCGCAGCAUAUCAGAGUAUAUAAAGUCAGGUUGCAUCAAUUUGGACAAGCCGUGCAAUCCAUCGUCGCACGAGGUGGUGGCUUGGAUUAAGAAGAUCCUAAAAGUGGAAAAGACUGGUCACUCUGGCACGUUGGAUCCCAAGGUAUCAGGAUGCCUGAUUGUCUGCAUAGAUAAGGCCACGAGACUUGCAAAGUCACAACAGUCUGCUGGUAAGGAGUACAUUGCUGUGUUCAAGCUCCAUUCUGCCCCGGAAAGUAUCCAGAAGGUAAACCAAGCGUUGGAGAGAUUGCGCGGUGCUCUCUUCCAAAGGCCGCCGCUGAUAUCGGCGGUCAAGAGACAGCUCCGCGUUAGGACAGUAUACGACAGUUGGUUCCAUGAUUACGACCAGGAACGUAAUAUGGGAGUGUUCCGCGUCAGUUGCGAGGCUGGCUCCUAUAUCAGAACUAUGUGUGUCCAUCUCGGACUCUUCUUAGGUACUGGUUGUCACAUGCAAGAGCUUCGAAGAAGUCGUUCCGGCGUUCAGUCCGAAAACGAUGGAAUGGUUACCAUGCACGAUAUUCUCGAUGCCCAAUGGUUGUACGAAAAUCACGGAGACGAAUCGUAUCUAAGAAGAGUUAUAAAACCGUUAGAAGCGCUGCUAUUGAAUCAUAAGAGGAUCAUUAUAAAAGAUAGUGCUGUAAACGCUAUUUGUUACGGAGCAAAAAUAAUGUUACCAGGCGUCUUAAUGUACGACCAAGGGAUAGAGUUGAAUGAGGAAAUUGUAAUUGUGACUACUAAGGGCGAAGCUGUGGCGCUUGCUGUAGCUUUGAUGUCUUCUCCCACCAUGGCUGCAUGUGAUCAUGGGGUAGUCGCGAAACUGAAAAGGGUAAUCAUGGAAAGAGAUUCGUAUCCAAGGAAGUGGGGCUUGGGACCUAAAGCAUCGCAAAAGAAACGUAUGAUAAUAGAAGGGUCGUUAGAUAAACAUGGAAAACCAAAUGAAAACACGCCUGCCGAAUGGUUGCAUAGUUACACAGAUUAUACUACAUCAUCAACGGCAGCGGCAUCGACAGCGGCAUCGACAGCGACAUCGACAGCGGCAUCGACAGCGACAUCGACGACAUCAACAACGAUGGAAAAUAAUGGCGACGUACCCGUCAGUAAGAAGAGAAAAAGAGAAGAAGACGUGAGUGUAACGGACGUAGUGAAACAAGAAACGGUGGAAAAUUCGGAAACAUCACCGAAAGAUAAAAAGAAGGAAAAGAAAAAAAAGAAAAAGAAGGAGAAGCAUGAUACGGAAGGCGAAGAGUCCGUAGUAACAGAAGAAGUCAACAAGGAAUCUACGGGAAAGGAAGAAAAAAAGAAGAAAAAGAAAAAGAAAGACAAAGAUCAAGAACCUACAUCAAGUUAGAUGUUUAAUAAAAAGAAAAUUUUUAUGUUAAACUGUUACAUAAUAAAGUAUGUACAGUUAUUUUUUUAUUGAAGUAUACAGAAUGUUUCGAAAUUUGGGACUCAAAAUAUAUAGCAAAAAAGUUAAAAAUUUUUCGAAAAAUAAUUUGAUUUUUAUUUGAAUAAUUUUUGAAAUAUAAUUGCUUAAAAGUAGUCAGUUAAAUAUCAGAAAUUACGUUUAGAUGAUUGCCUGUCAUGUAAUUAUUAAUACUAUCGCUCGCUCGACUCACAGAUAUACAACUGCCUAAUUGUAAGAAUAGUUUAUGAUUAACCAGUUUUAAAUCCUAUUAAAAAAAAAAUUUACAAAUAGCUAUUUUACCUAAUUUUUGAAGAAUUUUUUUGCUAAUAUUUUGAAUUGUGGGAAUUUCAAGACAUUCUAUACAUUAACUUACAAGAAGAACCACAGAAGUAUGAAGUCGAAUUUUUCGAUACUAAUUUUUUUGGUAAUUUUUGAGGCCAAAAAUAUAUAUCGCGGCGUUUAUAAAUAAUUCGCAUAAAGAGAGGCGGUUUGUUUUUCUUCAAAGCUGCGCUUGGCACCGAGACGCGAUCGCGUCUCUUGAUGCAACUUUGUUUUCGAAUUAUGAAUUUUCGAAAAUUCGAAAAAAAAGAACGAUUGCUCCAUUUUUCCAUUCUAAUUUUGUUUAUAUUGUAAGAAUGUCACCUCAAAAUUGACUUCGAAAAAUUCGACUUCAAACUUUUAGAGUUUCCCUUGUCAGAUUAUAUUAAGAGAAUGUUUCAAUUUUAUAUACAGUGUGAUUCCUAAAUAAUCGUAAAAAAAUUAAUGAAAUAUUUCCUAGCUUAUUUUAUUCUAGAUUUUCGAAAUUUUCAUUUUUCUUUUCUCCACUUUAAUACCUUGUAUUUUGAAAACAAAACUCUUUGAGACAUAUUUAUAGGAUUGUUUCUUCAUAAAAUAAACCAAGAAAUAUUUUUUUAAAUUUUUUACACUUAGGAAUCAUUUGUAUAUUGUACAAUAAUUUCUCGAUUUCAAAGCUUGAAUUUCGAGAAUAUAAAGAAAUACAAGAUAUCCGCCAGAUUCUUCUACAUAUUUCCUGAUGUUUCUCUUAUAUUUUACGUUUUUCAAAUGUAGAAUUUUAAAGUAAUAGUUUAGUUUGUAUUCCAAGUAAGAUUAAGUUGUGAAAGAAUUUACUGUAUAUAUAUAUUUUUUUCAGAAGCACGAGAAUCAUGUACAUUUAUCUCGUUAAUGCAUUUUUUAUACUUCCUCCGCAAUAUAUAAAUCAUAUAAAUAUGAUGUAAAUUAUAAACUGUAAUCGCAGAUGUCUUAAAAUCAAUAAUUCAUUAAUAUUUUAUA